Messenger RNA from Brassicogethes aeneus, 897 nucleotides. The record is from the annotation of a GenBank genome assembly. NCBI's taxonomy places the organism in Eukaryota, Metazoa, Arthropoda, Insecta, Coleoptera, Nitidulidae.
AUGGCUAGUGAAGCUCAAAGAUUAAUUGGAAUUUCCCUAACAAAAAUCGCACAGUCCAGAUCUCAUCGUGGUGGUGUCAGUUUGCACAAGAAUUUACUUGUGGCGACAGUGCUUCAAAAAGCGCGCUACAUCUUUAUGGAAGAGGCCUACAACAUGGUGCACUGCCAACCACCUGCGCCCAUUCAAGCCAGGCCUGUUCCCGAAGACGACCUCGUCGGCUUGACCGUCGAGGAGGCGGGCUUGGAAACCUCCACCGGGCUGCCAGACGAUCUGCAAGAGUCUUCGUCGAGCAGCGACAACCUGCAGGAGUUUCUUCAGCCUGCUUGUUUAAAGUGUUCGGGCAACCAAGACAAAGAAAACCACCCUCCUUCCUAUCAUUCGUCGUCCGAAUUGACUUACCUGGACCUCGACAAAAGUUCGAACGUGUUGCGCGAACGUUGCAAUUCUCCAUCGUUAAAAAGGAGACGUGCGGUCGCCGAAUGGGAAACCGAAGAAGCCGUGCAAUCCAUCCUGCCUAAGAGAAGUAAACAAGAAGAGGAGAGCGAAGCGAGCGACGACUCCGUGUUUCUAGACGACGCCGCUUUGUUGUCUGACGUCGUGAGCAAAGAGGUGGACGCCGCGACGGCGGCGGCGGCCGAGCAGGCGGCCGCCGCGGCGGCAACCGAGUCGACCGACAAAUGCCAGCAGCAGCAGCAACAAGAAUCAUCGAAUGUUAGUGGCGGCAGCGGUUCGGCGAUGGAAAUCGAUCGCAUUACGUCACUGGUGUCCAUAUUCAGCUUUAGCAUGGGUGACAGCAAACUCAACAGGUCCGUGUCCACGCCAGAUUUGUGCUCGGCACAGGCGAAAGACGCACCGGACAGCAUACAACAACGGCCAUUUCUCGCCAUGACGGUGUAA